Molecule: messenger RNA, 1252 nt
Organism: Bursaphelenchus okinawaensis
Lineage: Eukaryota; Metazoa; Nematoda; Chromadorea; Rhabditida; Aphelenchoididae
Source: the annotation of a GenBank genome assembly
AUGGAUUUAGUCGAUCUCGAUAUUGGGAAAUCAGUGAACAAAAAGUGGGUUGUUGAAGCCAAGCUUGGAGAAGGAGCCUGUGGAGUUGUUUAUCGUGUUCACGACGUUGAGAACAAAAAGAUCAAAGCUGCUUUAAAAGUAAGACCAAGAACUUGAGUAUAUUAUCCUAGAUUUCCUAACGUACUAAUAAUCUAAUAUCUUUUUUAAAUCAAAAUUUCAGGUUGAAGGUAGUAACGAUGACCUGGGCGUCCUAAAGAAAGAAUCAAGCGUAAUCAAACAACUACAACAACGCAAGCACGUGGUUCGUCUGAUUCACUGCGGCAGACGAGAUACCUAUUCGUAUGUCGUCAUGACACUUUAUGGGAAAAAUCUAAAUCAAUUAAAAAAAGAAUACGAACUCAAAAACUUCACUCCAGGCUGUGUGAGUAAGAUCGCCGUUCAAACUAUGUAUGCCAUGAAACAAGUGCACGAAAUCGGGUUCGUACAUCGAGAUGUGAAGCCGUCAAACAUCGUGAUCGGAAGACAGGGCAUCGAGAAGAGAAUGAUCUUCCUCAUCGACUUCGGAAUGUGUCGCGCUUACACCAUCUGGGAGGACGGAGUAGCACGACAUCGAAGAGCACGAGAAAAAGCCCUUCUACGAGGUACCAGCAGAUAUUGCUCCCCUUAUGUACAUAUGAGACAAGAACAGAGCCGACGAGAUGACAUGUUUUCUCUCAGUAAGUUCAAUGUUAAAACUACAUAUAUAAAUUAAAAAAUGAUAAAUUAAAUAUUAUAUUAACUAAAAUAACUUAUUUCUUCCAUUAAAUAUUUACUAUGCCCUAAACUUUUAGUCUACGUGAUGGUUGAGCUAGCUGACCGACUCGUCUGGACCGGGAAAAAGGAGCCCGAAACUGGAAAGAUCAAGAAUGAGCUACCAGACGAAAAACUUCUCGAGAACUGCCCUCCUGAAUGGACGGACAUUCUAGCGCACAUACGCGGACUGACCUACGAAGACCGACCGAACUAUCGACUAAUAUACGACAAGCUCAUCGCUACAAUGACACGGCUAAAAACUACGUUUUCGGACCUUUACGACUGGGAGAUUAUUCAGAAUCAGGCCAAGAGCAAGGAGACGACGAGGGAGAAAAGCAGUACACAGUCCAGCGCUGAUGCCCGCUCCACCUUCACCGGCUCCAAAAAAGAAAAAGAGAACCCUUACCCAUUCCCUACGGUAUUACCAUCUGAGUUUGACAGCAACGACAUUAAAAUUUGA